UGUGACGUCAUCGCCGCGCUGUUUGUUCUUCCCCCGAUCAGAGCUCGAGCUGUCAGCGUGAAGAACCGCAACCAGAAAAAACAAUAACAAAGAAGUCCGUAAACAAAACGCGCACGGGUUUUGCAAAGACAGGCUCUCGGUGCAACGGUUCGCGACCCUUUUAACCCCGUGAGUGUGUAGCUGCAGCGGUGGAAACGCGUGUGAAAGUGAAACAUGGCUGGACUGAUGGACGGGUUCGGUUGCUUCACGCACGCCGUGGUUCGCGGGAUCCCGCAGUCUCUGGCGAGAGAAGCGCUCAGGAGCGGCAGUCUGGAGGUGGACCUGCUCAAAGCGCAGGAGGAACAUAAUGAGUAUGUGUCGGUGUUGAAGCACCGGCUCGAGCUGGAGGUGAUCGAGCUGCCCGCGGAUGAGACGCUGCCGGACUGCGUGUUUGUGGAGGAUGUUGCGGUGGUGUGCGGUGACACGGCGCUCAUCACCAGACUCGGAGCUGAAAGUAGACGAAAAGAGACGGAAGCCAUGAAGAGAGCAUUGAUUGAGCUCGGCCUGAAUAUUGUCGAGAUGGCCGAUGAAUCCGCCACGCUGGACGGAGGAGACGUCCUGUUCACAGGUCGCGAGUUUUUCGUGGGAUUAUCCAAGAGGACCAAUCAGAGAGGAGCAGAGAUUCUGGCCGACACGUUUAAGGACUAUGCCGUGUCCACGGUCCCGGUUCUGGACAGACUUCAUCUGAAGAGUUUCUGCAGCAUGGCCGGACCGGGUCUCAUUGCGAUCGACUCGAGCGAACCUGCCCAGAAGGCCUUGAAGAUCAUGCAGCAGAUGAGUGAUCAUAAAUAUGAUAAGCUCACAGUUCCUGAUGAUUUGGCGGCAAACUGUGUCUACAUGAAUCUGCCCGGGAAAGGUCACGUGCUGCUACACUGCUCACCGGAGGAGUAUCCUGAGAGCGCCAAGGUGUUUGAGAAACUGAAGGAUCACAUGCUCAUCCCAGUGUCCAGUCGGGAGAAGGAGAAGGUGGAUGGAUCUCUGACCUGCUGCUCUGUGCUCAUCAACAAGAGGAACAAGAUCUGACCGACCCGAGACACGCUGACCUCCUCGCCUUUAUGAGCGUCACACUGAAAGCCAUAUACAAUACUGUAUUUGUACCACUAGAGGGCUCUUAUUGUAGGACAUGCCAGUGGGUCUCAUUCAUGAAACACCAGCAGAACAAAUUUCUGUGUAAAUCUCUAAAAAAAAAAUAAAAAAAAAACGUUUUUGGGUUCAGUUGAAUGCAACAAUGGUUAUGUGGUUUGAGAGUGAUGUGAAAAUGUCAUGUGACAAUGACAAAUUUAUGUAAAAUAGUUCAAAAAUUUUUAAAGGUGCUAUAAGCGAUUUUUUUUUUUUAUUUAGCAAAAUGCUAAAUGUUUUCCUACUCCCUAAAAGAUAUUACUGAAAUAAGUGUCGUGAGAUAUCUCACCAGUCUCUAUGACAGCUCUAGACUCUAGUCUCUGACGCUUUUGACCUGUCAAUCAUUUUGCACGUUCUCAUAGUGUUGUAGCUGCAGUGAAUUAUUGAGGCUUAAUGCCAUUUUUAUGCCAUGUUGUUAAUAACAGUUGUCAGUUGAGGGCGCUAUUUUGCUGCUGUUGUUUUUAACAACCGUUUCUGCACGAUGUCGGUCUCAAUAAAGCUCAUUUGGUAUCUUUAGAGGGCGGGGUUUUGGAAAGAGGGGGCAUGGCUAAUCCAUCGGCUCAGUCUCGUGGAAGUAGAACAGCUAAAAUCGCUUACAGCACUUUAAAUGCGACAGUUUAUGUAAUUUAACAGUAAUGUGACAAUAUAAAGUGACAACAACAAAUUUAUGUAUAAAUUGUUCGAAAAACCAUUCAUGGUUGAAUUAUGACAUUUACAUACCAAGGGCGUAGCCAGAAAAUUACUUUUGGGUGGGCUUCGAUAAAAAUGGAUGAGCCAAGUUUUCGCCCAAUUGUUUUUGUUUAACCAACAUUUCCUUAAAACAGAGAAGUGGCGCAUUCAAAAAGUUCUUUCACACUCUCAGAAAUCAGAAUUUAUGCAUUUUUAGACUAUUUUAUAAAUAUAUAUUUGAAGUCAAAGAAUAAUCUCUAAUAUUCUGGGUGGGCCUGGGUCUAUUCUGGGGGGUCCAGGCCCACCACGGCCCACCCUUGACUACGCCACUGUCACAUACAUGACUGUUUUACAUGACAUUUGAAAUAAAUGGCAUUAUUCUCUACUUUUGACAUCAAACCGUGAAGAGAUGUGCGCUCAACACGUACGCACAUUAGAUGAGCUGGUAAGAAUAGCGGGUAAAGUGUUUACAUGGCACGCGAAAUCGGCGUAAUGGGCUAAAAUCCACCCAUGUCGAUCAGGUUAUUCAUAAGCCAUUUAUGGCCUUUAUGCCAAUAAAGGAACGCGGUUUAUUGCGUUUACAUGACCGCACGUGUUGUUGGCUUAUUAAAGAUAUUCAGUGUAAUGACGUGCAUGUAAACACACUCACUGACAAAGUUCUGUGUAAAUCGAUCGGAAAUCCAUUUUUGGCUGAAUUAAAUGCGGCAAUUUAUGUAAUACUUUAUUAGAGUAAUGCGACAAUUUAAUGUGACAAUGACAAAUUUAUGUAAAAUCGUUCUAAAAAAAUUUUGGUUGAGUUGAAUGUGACAAUUUACGUAAUUUAAGGGUAAUGCAACAAUAUAGUGUGACAAUGAAAUCGUUUGUAACACCAUUCUUAUGUAAAUUGUUGCAUUCAUUCUGCUUGCGUUUCAUAACUGAAACCCACUGUGUGUGUUAUUUUCCCGAUUUUCUUUUAACAAUCAUGAACAACAAUCAAGUAAAAUGAAUCAGUUUGUGUCAGAUGAAGAGAAAGAAUAUAUAAAAACACAUUUCAACUCAAUAUAUGAUGAGGGCUGACAUUUGUAAUUUAGUUUUCUAAUAUUCAUGGGAUAUUUCUCUCUACAUCAGAAGGUAAAAGAGUUGACAUCUACUGUCAGGUUCUUGUGCACAAUUCCAGCAUUUGUUGAGCCCUGUAAGUUUUAGGUCUUCUUCAAGGGCUACGGCAGUAUUUGUACACACUACCGUGUUAUACAAUUGUGUCUUUGUACCACUGAGCUAAAUACAUCACCUUUAAGUUCAUUCAUUCUUUUAGGUUUGAACAUUCAUAACGCAAAGCAAGUGCCUAUUGUAUUCGCAGCUUUGCCACAAGGGGGCGCUAUAUUGGACUUUAUUGGAAACUGUCAACUACACUUGCAGUGCGUUGGCCAAGUAUUCGCACCUUUAUGUGGAUUUCCGAAACGGUAGGAGUCAUUCAUAUUUAUAAGUAAAGUGCUACCUGUUUUGUUAGGGUUAGAUUUAGAGUUGUGGGUUAGGUGUUGGGUCAUAGUUUCUCCAGCCAAUAAGGUAGCGUUUUUCUGAUGAAUAUUACUGAAUCAUCCAAUCAGGUAUUGCUUUCCUGAUGAAUAGAAAUAACUCUUCCCCUGCCAUCCCACGUUUCGGAAAAUCAUCGCCAAGUAUGUGUCUGGUACUCUCAGCUCCAUUCAAUGCAUUUCUACCAUGCUUACAUCUAUUCUACAGAAUUUGACAGAUUUCCCCCAAAAUCAUUGCGGAAAGUUUCCAUAUUCCGUUUGGGCCUGGCUUUGAUGAACUCAAUUAAGACACCGUUCCAAUCACAUCUUCUACAAAAUAAGCAGUUAACCCUCCUAUGGUUUUCAAAAAUGACACCUUCCUUUGGUAUUCACGGUCAUUUUUGACCGGAAGGUUUAGAUGUGUACCCUUUUUUAUGAUGACGAUAAUAAUGAUACCAUUUCUUCUUAUCUGAAGUAAGAACAAUAAAAUUAAGCAUUGCUUUUGGGAUUUUCUUUUCUUUUAAUUUGCAUAUACAAAUAAGCUCAUUUUUGAAAAAUAUGCGUUUGUUCGUACAGUAUAAAAAUCAUUAUGUCUAUGGAGAGUCCUCAUAAGGAUAGCUGCACCAACAUAAAAAAAAGUAAAAACAAAAUGCUCUGUUUGUUGGUCUUUCCCAUUCAUUUUUAGUGGUCGGUCAAUUUUGACCGCAAAUACCAAAGGUGUUUUUUUUUUCUUUUCGACCACUUAGACAUCAAAUCAAGCCCAAUUUUUUAUUUAUUUAUUUUAUUUUCAGAUGGAAAAUGGAGGAAAGUCACUAAGUCUUGCACUGCUCAGAUAAAGGAAACCAUUUAUAUUAAAUAAAAAAAAAUUAUUUUGGUCAAAAAUGACCGAAUACCAUAGGAGGGUUAAACAAAAACAAAUCAUUAUUACAGUGAUGUCCACAUCAACACCGAACCCUGUGAGUCUUUCAAAUAAAUUACAAAUAUUUGGAUAAAGUUUUAAAGCGCGGUUACAUUUACCUUAGCACGGAAAUUCGCAGCCGAAAUACAAUAAUCUCAAUAGGAAUCAGGAGAAUUCCCUCUGUGAAUUUCGUGGUUUCACACUCGCUUCACAUCCACCCACGCCGCCUUCACCGUGGAAAUGUGACCAUGUCUUGCCUACAGUGGAUCCUGUUGUCCACUAGAGGCAGGAUAAACCAAAUGAAUUUGUCGUAAUUUGUGAACUUUUUAACUCUUAAGACAUGUGAAUAUGAAAAUCUUUGAUCUUUCUCACAGUCACAGGACUAUAACACAAGCUAGUGACCUGUUUCGCGCUUGAAUCUCUCUCUGCCUUACACUUAAUUUUCUUAAACGUUUCUCUUCGCCAGAACGUGGAAUCCAACUUUAACGUACAAACUCUGUUGUAAUGCCUCAGUUAGUUGAUGGAGGAUUUCGAAGGAAGAGACACAAACGGAGACCUGUGAAACAGAAUUUAGAGCUGUUCCAACACUUUUACGAUGUCGAUUGAUAAACACCUGACGCCUUUUAUAAAAAGUGAAUCAAAGAGGCCUGCAGGCCCAUCCUCCUUAUGUAAAAUCAGUCUCAUUCUCUUGGAUGCUUUGCACAAUAUGUUAUCUUUAUUCCUCUGCCAGGAAAAGACACUUGUAAAUUCAUGAAAAACCUUCCAGUGUCUCAGCAAACCAUGUUUACUAGUUUAACAAACUGCUCAUCCAGAAAGAAUUUUCCCAGUGUUCAUCUGCCGAAGGUUUUCAUACCAAAACACAUUCAUUCUGAGGUCUGUCAUCAUCCUGAAACAGAACCCAUCUCAGGUCUUCAAUCUUCUCUUUUUUUCACUCUUGCGUUCUCUAUAAAUUAACGAUUGCUGAGGCGACACAUUUCUCCAGUCCUCUUUCACUUUCAUUGUAUGGUCAUACAGGUUUGGAAGGAUAUGUGCCGAGUACAUUAUGACCGAAUUUUCAUUUCUGGGUGAAUUAGCCAUUUAAAUGUUUAUAUUUGAAGAAACUAGAUUUGUAUGUGCCAUAAUUCUGUUUAGAUCCCGAUAACACUGUGUCUUUUGACCUUUUGUAAUGUUUUUGUUGAAAUAAAGCAGGUUUUGAAUGGGUA
Myxocyprinus asiaticus (Chinese sucker) is the source of this 5414-nucleotide messenger RNA. RefSeq names its product dimethylarginine dimethylaminohydrolase 1 (gene ddah1). The transcript is spliced from 6 exons. NCBI's taxonomy places the organism in Eukaryota, Metazoa, Chordata, Actinopteri, Cypriniformes, Catostomidae. The record is from RefSeq and is a predicted model, not a curated record. Gene Ontology annotation, biological process: arginine metabolic process; positive regulation of nitric oxide biosynthetic process. Gene Ontology annotation, molecular function: amino acid binding; dimethylargininase activity. The coding region runs from base 214 to 1062 and encodes 282 amino acids.